Gilbertella persicaria is the source of this 2958-nucleotide messenger RNA. Its product is annotated as DIL domain-containing protein. NCBI's taxonomy places the organism in Eukaryota, Fungi, Mucoromycota, Mucoromycetes, Mucorales, Choanephoraceae. The record is from RefSeq and is a predicted model, not a curated record. Gene Ontology annotation, molecular function: GTPase binding. The transcript has a single exon. The coding region runs from base 107 to 2821 and encodes 904 amino acids.
UUUUUUUUUCUUUCGUAUUCUGUUCUCUUUACAUAGUCCUUUUUUAUUUUUGUCGCAUCAUUUGUUAUCAUUUACCUUCCUUACUCCUGUUUCAUUCCUUUAAACAAUGGAUUCACCAAAACAAAGUAUUUCUCUCAAGACAACAAUUGCAUCCCGAAGAGUUGUGCCUCAAAAAACACCAUUGACCCUGUCCAUUAAUACAAGAAACAGUCAAUCUGCCACAACAGCAGCAAGGCAUUGUCAAGCAACAGCUCCUGCCUUGAAUGCAUCGAAUCACUCAAGCAUGAGUCCCGAGGAGCUUUCCUCCAAAAUAGCAGAUAGCUUUCAACAAUUUUCAAACAUGCUUACUCAACUAUCCAAAAACAAGCCUUAUAAUGCUUCUAUUAUACCAACCGAUACAAACAGUAACACACCAACAAAGCAUCGGAAAGAGACCCGACCUCCAACUGAACACAGUGCAACAGUAAGCAAAAAGGAACCCGUCACUAUGCAUCAGGUUCCUUCCAUUCCCCACACCAAAGAAAAACAAGACAAGCGUAUUGAAAAAGAAGCCUUUUUUGAUGAUAUUUCAGACAAUCUGAACGCAGGCAACACGAAACUCCGCCAUUGUCUCAUUAUCAAGUGGCUCAACCGCGCUGCUACCUUGGGAGACAUUAAAAUCAUGCAAGAUGUACUUGGGAAAGCAGAGAUUGACAUCAAUGCAACAGAUGACAAGGACACGGGUAUCAAUGCUCUUAUGUAUGCUGCUUAUUUUGGACACGUCGAAUGUACCAAGUUGUUGUUGAAACAAUCCAAACUUCAAAUCAAUUAUCAAGAUAAAAGUAAGCCAAAUAAGAAUAACCAAACAUACUUAUUCGCUGCAUUAGGAGGAUGGACUGCGCUUGUUUGGGCAGCUCAUGGAAAUCAGUCAGAGAUUAUACAACUAUUAUUAAGCCAUGGUGCAAACAAGACCAUCAGAAUAAAUGAAAACAAGACUAUCUUUGAGUAUUCUCUUUUACCAUCCAUUAAAGCCCUGCUAGAGCCUAUUCCAAGACCUGACAACAAGAAUGUCUAUUCAAUGACAGCGAUAUUCUCUCAACCUCCUAUGUCGAAAUCUGAUGUUUUAACUGAGCCUCAUAAGAUAAACCCACUUUCUCAUAGAACAUGGAGCCCUUCACAAAAACCUGUUACACUGCCCGACUUUUCUCAACUCUUGCAGAACAUUGAGCCCACAGAGCAAGACAUUCAAGAGUGGGCAGCUUCUAUCCAAUCAUUUACUACUUUUUCCUGGCAUCAAUGUCUACCUGACCAAAUGUUCGUAUUUAGCCAAGACGAUAUCAACAUGAUCUUGGACCAUGCACUUACCAUCAAUGAUCCUGAAUCACUGGUCACGCAGGAUUAUGCAAGCCAUGAAAGAUGGCAGCCUGCUAAUGUUAUCUUCUUGAGUGCCCGGUUUGCACACUAUUAUUCAAGCAAAACUUUACUGAACACAUUACUAUCAACAGCAGCCACUAAAAUGGCUCGCGUCAUCAAGGCAGGUUCUCGCGAGACGCAAAGACUAGCGUAUUGGAUGGCAAAUCUCUGUCAAUUGACGAGUUACUUGAAGAAAGAUCUAGGCUUAUCUGUAUCCACGUUAGAGAUUCAAGAAGUGCUGUCUGAACUUAUUUCGGAGACAUAUGCACUGUUUAUUACUGAAUCUCAAAAACGACUCAGCAAAAUCUUGGAGGCAUCGCUGAUGGAUUAUGAGUCAAUUCAAGAACUGGAGCAGGUUGAUUUCGCUGAUGAUUGGUAUCGAUUCUUUAGGAGAAGUAGCGUUACAAGCACCAAAUCGCUCGAGACAACCACGUCUACUGCAAGCGAAAGAAAAAAUUCUACUGAUUCUUGUUCAAGUAUCUCUACAAAAGCAACUUCUUUAUCUAUGGAUACUUCAUCAUUUGCCAUGUCCCCUUAUGCUGUUACAAGACUGAUAUCGCAUCUUCAAAGCGUAUUGCAGUCAUAUUAUAUUCCGCCCACCAUUAUGAUUCAAGCAACAGCACAAUUCUUUCAUUAUCUGUCUUGUGAGAUAUUCAAUCGUAUAUUGACCAACAAAAAAUACAUGUGUCGAUCCAGAGCCCUUCAGAUCCGAAUGAAUCUCUCCAUUUUGGAAGAUUGGGUACGUGUCAGUAAACUUCCUCCAAGUCUUUGUCAAUCCUUUGAACCACUUGUACAGCUGCUUCAAUUACUUCAAUGUCUUUCUCAAAUAGACGAUGUUGAUAUCUUUCACUCCACGGUUCAGUCUUUUGAUCAAUUGAAUACGAUGCAAAUCAGACGAUGCGUCCAACAAUACCGCUACGAAAUAUCUGAAACUCCACUGUCAGAACAAGUGUUGCAAUACGCAAACCAACUUGUGUUUGAGAACCAGCAGCCGUCCUCGAUUGACGCUGUUCCCCAAAAGGCAACGAGACGGCCAAAUAGUAUUUAUAGCCUAAAUUGUUUGCUUGGUACAGUAUCCAACAAAAGAAGAUUAUCGAAUGAAGACAUAACCUCUCUACAACAACAGCAAGCACAACAAAAAGAAGAAGAAGAAGAAAUAACAGCCAAUGAACAAGAAAAGAGAAAUUCUAAAUAUUUGCUGCCAUUCUCUUUAUCUACCACUACUGCAUUAUUACGUGAUUGGACACAUGAGCAACAUAAAAAGCUUGAUCAAGUUGUGAGCCAUGAUAUCUUAUUAUAUUCUGACGCUAUAUACAAAGACAUUAAGCUUAAAAGGCAAGAGCGAUUCAAUCGACUAGACAAAAUCUGUCCUGUGAUCGCUGAGGAAUGGCUAUAUUUGUUAGACAAAAAACUACGUAUUCGAUCAUAGUGUCGACUGAACUGGGAAAUGCUUGCAUGAAUGAACAAAAUCACACAGUACUGAAUUAGGCAAAAUGCAUCAUUUUUUAUUAUUUAUAAUGUCUUGGAUUGUGUUUAAAUAAAUUACUGGUAUUACUACUACUACUA